Messenger RNA from Paramuricea clavata, 25553 nucleotides. The record is from the annotation of a GenBank genome assembly. NCBI's taxonomy places the organism in Eukaryota, Metazoa, Cnidaria, Anthozoa, Malacalcyonacea, Plexauridae.
AAAGCUUUUGCCGCCAUUUUGAUAUUCCUUGGUUUCCUUGUUCGUUUCAAGGAAAAUUUUUAAAGUAUGGAAGAAAUUCCAGUGGAAUAUAAUAUCAUUAUCGAAGCGUUAAGUUGUGCUGUACAGAAUCAGCAACAAUCUGAAGUCAACGAAGGCCAGACUAAUUUUGAAUUUGUCGUUAUAAAUAACGCUAGCGACGUCCAAGGUCAAGGACAAAGCACGUUACAUUGUGCAGAGCAACCCGAGCAACAAACUGAACAUGUCGAAGCUGAAGUUACUUUUCAAAGUGCUGAUAACACUUCUGCAACCACUAACGAUGCUGGUGUUGUUUCUACCGAAGGACAAGACGUGGAAACAGCACAAGCGACUGAAGCAAUUCAACCAAGGGAGAAAACUCAUAAAUGUGAUGUUUGCAACAAGAAAUUUUUACAUGCAGGUAGGAUACUUAUUAUAAAUAAUAUUAUCAUCGUACUUUACUACUUUAUAUUAUGUAAAGGGUCCCCAUGUCAACGUUUUGCGUGUCUGUGGUGUGUCAAAACUAUUAGUCUGUAAUUUUUUCACAAAUUUUACUGGGUGGCAAAAUGAAUAUUUUAAAGAAAUCGAGCCUGAUGUUACAAAUAUGCUUGGUGGGUGUUUAGAUAAAAAUUUGAAUUUGAUGUUUUGUGUUGUAAUUUGGACAUAGGCCCUAAGGGUCCGUCAACAAACAGAUUUUGUACACUGAUCGUAGACUUGUUCUGCGAUGGGAGGAGGGGGGUCAGCUUUGAAUCCACUAUGAAAAGCGAAAUGAGGACAAAACUGAAUUUAGUGUGUGUGAAAAAGCAUUGCAUAUUAUCCAUAUGGAAACCCAGCAAAGUUUAUUCGACAUUAUCCACACAUUUACGCUGGAAUAUUUGAUAGCGGUAAUUGAUCAUUUGUUGUUGACACAAUUGCACAUAUGAUAUUUGCAUUUUGCGAUCUUUUUUUAAAAUUGCUGUUCUUGGUCACAAAAUUACAGGUAUUUAUUUAAUUAGGCCCUUAGGAUACCACAAAAUUACACUAUUUAAACAUUUAUUAAAAUAGUUUGUUUAUGUAUGGGUCUAUAUUCGUUGUGAAAAAGGCAUUCUAAUACCGUUGAGUGUAGAUGCCCCAAAUCCUCAUAUUUUAUAUUUUCCCAUGUUCCAGGGUGCAUUCCAUGUAAACUCUACGCCGAAGAUACGCCAAUAUUAACUAUAGAUAGUAUUGUAAUUUGCCAAACUCACGCCGAAGAUCUUCAGCGUAGGCCACUUAAAAUGCACCCUGGCGCAUGUUGGCCCGCAUGAACAGUCCGUAAUAACAUUCAGCCUGCUUGGGUGAGCCAGCCUGGGCAGUUGCAUUUAUAUGGGAAAUUUCCAGCCUGCCUAGGUGAGAUCCUAACUUCACAAAACGAGUUCCCAUAUAAACACAAGAUGAAUGUUACUAUGAAUUACAUAGCGACAUUAGAUCUCGGCAAGGCGAGCUAGCUCAGGUAACUCAGGCUGGCUUGCCUCCAUAUAAACACCCCCUAAGUAAUAAGCGUACUAAAUAAUGUUAGUAUAAACCUACUAGUAGGCUAUCACAUUUCGCGCCUUCUGAUUGGUUACGCUACUAGUAGGCUAUUAGUGAUAGCCUACUAAUAGAAAAUUCAAAAUGGCGGAAAAUUCGCGUUUUGCACGUUUGCCGAAGUGUCUGAUGAUUUUUUGGACGACUUGUUGAACAUUUCUGUACUAAAAACCCUCGAAAAAAGCAACAAAAAUAUGGUAUGGCAAUUUUUAAGGGUAAGAAAAUAGACAAAAUAACAUACACUCAAUGAAAUUUUAAAAUUAAAACUGAAUUUUGUAAAACAUUUUACGUGAACAAAAACUAAAAUAUUUGUUUACCUUUAAUGGUUUUAUAAUGUUUUUUUGUGUAUUUUUGUAUUCUGUUUGCAGCCUAGUUGUAAAUUAGUGUUAAAGUUUAUACUAAAACAAUUAGACAACUCGGCCUCGUUGUCUAUGAGCAAAUAGUCAACUCGGCUUCGCCUCGUUGACUAUUCGCUCAUAGACAACUCGGCCUUGUUGUCUAAUUGUUAAUUAGCCAAUUAGCAUGUUUGUUUACUUUUUGCAUCUUUGACCAAUCAGAAUGCCUGAAAUUCGAAACAUAUAAACAAAAAAAGGGGAAAAAUAACACUUUGUUCUAUGCCCUCCAUCUAAUCCGAUAUUAAACUUUGUACUCCCAAACUAACAAAUGAUAUAGCAUGCUUUUUUCUUUAAUUUCCUGGGUGGGAUUUUUAAAAUUUGAUCUAGAAUGUGAAAUAUUUAUGUUUGAAUAACAGUGGUUUGAUUCUCACCUGCACUAUCUUUUGAUGAAAUACUCUGUCAGUGUGUUUUUUUACAAAUUCAAAGAAUAGUCUGUGGCUCGACCUAUAGCAGUAUAUAUAGACAUUAUAAUUAUGAAGUACUAAGUACUGUAAAUGUAAUCUUAAAGUCCUCAAAUAUCUGAAAAUAAAACAAAAUGAACGAUUCUAACAUAUAUUUUAAUGUGUUGGUGUUGUGUACUCAGGUGAAUAAUAAGAUGUUUGUGAUGUUACUCUGAGUGUAUAUCCACACCGGGCAGGCUUGAAAAAUAUGCCCGGCCACGGUGGGAAUCGAACCUACGACCUUUGGAAUACUAGCCCAAUGCUCUGCCAACUGAGCUACGCUUCGAGUAAGUGAUAUUACAGAAUCUAGUUCCUUCGAUACCAAUGUAAUCUAGUAAUAUGAUAUUUUUCUGAAAAAUAUCAUAUUACUAGAUUACAUUGGUAUCGAAGGAACUAGAUUCUGUUCCGAAAUAUCACUUACUCGAACCAUCCUGACCACGUCGCUCAGUUGGCAGAGCAUUGGGCCAGUAUUCCAAAGUCAUAGGUUCGAUUAAGCUCGCCCGGUGUGGAUAUACACUCAGAGUAACAUCACAAACAUCAUAUAUUUUAAUAUCCGAACAUAGUUGAGAUAGUUUCAUUUCUUCUAAAUACAUUUAUAUGGUUUUCUGGUGGGAAGACCUCGCACCUUUUUCGCUAGAAAGUUCUUUUUUCUCUCAGAAACUAAUAAACUGCUAAAACACUGUUAAAUACAAAAAUGUCAAAAUAUUGAAAGGAAUAUAAAUCCUUUUCAUGAAAAAUAUUCAAAAUAUGCAGGGGAAAAGGUUAUAAACCUACGAGCUCGAGGUUUGGUCGUGAUCUCAAACGUUUUCGAGGAAUACAUUGAGGUAGAACUGGGGAAAAACGUCUCAUGGAAUCAACAAUCUUUACAAAACAUGUCUUUACGAAAGUUUUAAAAAACGGAAAUUCAACUGCUUCCGAGAGAUCAAGCUGUUGAGCUAAAAACCAAAGUCAAACAUUUUCACUCUUUCCAAAAAAUCCGUAGUCAAUGGCAUUGCUUUUAUUCACUUUUAGGUAUUUUCAUAGUUUUAACAUCACAAAUAGAGGGCAAUGCACUGGGACUGGGAUUCACCAACCAAAACACGAUAAAAAAUGGGAAUGGGAUUUGAGCAAGACAAUAGACAUAUAGUGUGGGACGAUGCCGAUGGGAUUUGUUCAAGAUUUGGACUGGGAAACUGGGAUUAGGAGCCCCCUUUCAGAACGGCAAUUGCUGAAUAGUAUACUUCAAGAUAAGGUUUCCGUUUUUAUAUCAAUUUUUAAAAUAAGUUAGGGUUAGGUUAUUGUUAGGGAUAGGGUUAGUAGUAGGGUUAGGGUUUAGUUUUGCGUUAGGAUAUUUUUUUCUACGUUAUAAAAACGGAAACCUUAUUUUGAAGUAUACUAUCUAGCAAUCACCCUUUCAGAACCCUCAUAUAAGGAGAACUGAUUUGGGGAGUUUCUGUAACAAUUUGAGAAAUUUUUUUUUGAAAAAAGCCAUAUGAUUAAUAAAUUAAUAAACAAAAUCAUGCAGGUAGUCCCCACCCACAUUGGGGGUGGUCUCGAACUCGUAUUGGGGGUGGUCCUCCACCCACAUCGGUCCUAGUGUCUCACCCACAUUGCGGGUGUUUCUCUACCUUAGUCACAAAGCAAAGCCUUGCUGCCAACUAGUGCAAAAAUGGAUGUUCAAGCCUAAUUACACUGUACAUAUUUACUUUACCAACGUAGCCAAGGGGGGGGGGGAAUGGGAGGGGGGGGUCCGCCCCCCCCCCACACUUUUUGUAUAGAUCAAUAUUGUAAUGCUUCCAAAUAUGAAAAGAAACUGGGGGGGGGUGCAAGUUGAAAAUAUUUUUAAAGAAAUCAAUUGUCGUCAUUAAAUUGAAAUAAUUGCGUAUUUGCGUUCGCAGGCUAUCCAGUAUGUUAUGUAUAGCUUAGUUUGAUGCAACGCUUCAGAACAUCUUCAAAGAGAAGAAAUAUAUUUAGUGUCUGCUGUAGAUGCGGUAACGUCGCUAAUCGCUAGAUUUUCUUCUUCCGGAAUGAGGAAUAAUUUGCCGAGUUUGUGCGUACUGCUGAAUCCAAGGCAGUCGAAUUUCACGUUGAAGAUUAGAGAUCCCAGUAACAAACGCCGUAGAACGCUUCCAAAUCGUCUAGCUGAUGGACCGUUGAUGAAACAUUGCUUGAUAUAUCAUUCAGUCACCACGUUGCCUCAACUCAAAACAGCACAACAGUGUCAGCAGAAAGUAAAUUUCGUACUGAUUUUUACUAUUGUCUGCUUGAUCUGCUGCUGAGGGAGCUGAAAAGGCGAUUUUCAGUAUUGGUACAAUUAUCUGCAUUCAACUAUCCAGCGCGUUGGAGUGAUAAUAAUAUAGACUUUACUAUUUAGGACGGCAACGCGACGGCAACGGCUACCAAUACAAUAAAUUAUUCAAAAGAAUUGAGUAAAUACAAUAUAUGAAUAAUUUAGUCAUCGCUCUGUUUACAACGCGAAAUCACAGAUUUUCACGUCUUGAUACAACGGCUGCAUUUGAAGCCGCAACAAGUGCAACUUCAAACUGGGGUGAAAGAACCAUUACCUUCUAAGAAUGCAAAGAGGGGUGAAAGAACCAUUACCUUCCAUUAAUAUUAAAAGAACUUAAUAUUAAAGAAGUUUGGUGAAAGUGAUUACGCUGGCCUUUACCUAAACCUUCACAGAAUCAUUUGUACAUUGCAGCCAUAAUUCCGAUUGCAAUAGCUUCGUGCGAAAGAUGCCUCAGCAAAGUUAAAAUUAUCAACAAUUAAUUACACGAGAGCAACCAUGUUAGUAGCGAAAGAGAUGUAGCCGUCUACUAGCCGAAGAUAUUAAGUUGCAUUCUCUUGUCGAUAGAUUUGCUUUGAAGCCUAGAAAACUUCCACUAUCAUAUCUAAAAGUUAGAUGAAAGCGGUUAUAUUCCUGAAAACGGAACACAAAUUAGGUUCCCGUUCGUGUAAAUGUUGUAUAAUAUGUGCAUGUAUCGUUUCAAAAAGAAAGUGAUUUUAAAAUGCAUUAAAGCAUUUCUCAACUUAGUAACAAGUUCUUAAAACUUUCUUUAUCUACUAAUUUGACGUGUCAUAUUAUUACUAUUAGUUUAUUACACACAUGCUUUGUUAAUGUAUCUCGUAAAUAUUUCAUCUAUGGCAUAAAAUAUACCAAAUCUGUGGCAUAUAGAUCACCAAAAAGCCACGCCAAAUAUGCACGUGGGAGCGUGCAUAUUUCAGAACAGUACUUUUAUGUACUUGGCACUUUAGACCCCCAUUCGUAUGGGGCUGGCUACGCGCCUGUGGUCCAUGGAGUUUGAGGAAGGCGAUAGCAUGCAACCACGUGAUCAAUUUUUUGACGUUUGAUAACACGAAGUAUAUAGCAUGCCGCUGAUUUACUGCAGCGACUGAUAAGUGUGCAAAGAUGACGAGGUUGGAAAAAGCAUUGAAUCCAUCGAUAUCAAAGUAGUUUUUUGUUGUACUGUAAUAGGAAAAGACAAAGUUCAUUCCGUUCAUUAUUAAUGUACGAUGGGGAAAUUUGUAUCACUGAUACAGCUCAGUACUUUGCCCUCGUAUAAUGCAUUAAUGUCCUCGUAAAAUGCAUUUGCCCUCGUAUAAUAUUAAUAUUAUUGAACAUGACAUGGAGCCAUCUCGACAUGGAUUUGGUCGAAAGAUGAAAGCUUAAAAUUCGGUGAACAAGGCAAGUGUUUGUAAAUGCGAACAAGAUCGUGUAUUUUGAUUUUCUUUGGAUUGCAAUUCAGCUCAGCAUUCAGUUGGCGAAAGUGAAAAGAAGAUGAAAAUCAUGAAACAGUACAAAAGUUUAUGUGUGAACAGAAUUGUUCGAAAGCUGAACUCAACGACAAAUAGUUAGAACAGUCAUGGCUUACAAUUUGUACAUGAAAUGCAACAUGAUUAAGAAUAUUGCACAACUACAGCCUGAUUUUGCAUAAUAUUCAGUAUACGCUGCUGUUUUGGAUGUGGUAAAAAAUAUUCAAUGUUUAUAAAUGUCAUCUCAAAUAUAACUAUAUAUAAACCAAUUUAACUGCAAUGUGCCCCAAUCUUUGCUUUUGCUCUGGCUAACUUCAGAUGAUUUUACUUGUUGCAAGACUUUUCCCUUGGCCUACACGAGUAAAUUUGUCUGGCAUUGGACAGGGUAAAACAAAAAAUUGCCCAAACGGGUUGAUAAUAAGCUUUGAGAUGCUGAUGCUUGUGAUGUUACUCUGAGUGUAUAUCCACACUGGGUAAGCUUGAAAAAUAUGCCUGUCCACGGUGGGAAUCGAACCUACGACCUUUGGAAUACUAGCCCAAUGCUCUGCCAACUGAGCUACGCGGUCAGGUCGGUUCGAGUAUGUGAUACUUUCGGAACAGAAUCUAGUUCCUUCUAUAUCAAUGCAAUCUAGUAUAAUCAUGAUUUUUCUGUGUUGGUGUAAUGUACUCAGGUGAAUAUGCUUGUGAAGUUACUCUGAGUGUAUAUCCACACCGGGCAAGCUUGAAAAAUAUGCCUGUCCACGGUGGGAAUCGAACCUACGACCUUUGCAGUACUAGCCCAAUGCUCUGCCAACUGAGCUACGCGGUCAGGUCGGUUCUAGAUGUUCAGAAACCUACAAUAAGUCAUAUUUCUAAGUUCUCUUUAUGUACCACAACUUUAUUUGAAGUACUGUAAGUGACAAUUAUAUAUCAUACAUAUAGAGAAUCGGGAGAAUUUGUAAUAGGUAAGCGUGAAUGCAAAUAAUUUGUGUUGUAUUCAUAUCAAUGUUUUUUUAUAUGGUUUCAUGCUUUAUGGUAGCUGCGAUUGAUGUAGCACAUCGUGUAAAGUCCUAUCAUGAUAGUUGAACUGCUGUAAUUCCUCAAAAUCUGCUGUAAUUCCCCAUCAAGAAAAUAGAAGAGGUCAUGCACUUAGGUUUUUUAAUGUAAGUGGGACCUUGAGAACAUUUUUCAAAAAAUCUAGUUCUAGGCAUUUUCAUUAAAUACAUGCCUUUCCUGAACCAUUUGUGUAGAAUGAUAUGGAUGAUCAUGCCAAGUACGUGGUUGUGACCAACGCAUGACAUGAUAACAACUGCACCCACUCUAAGCCAACAUCUAUCUCGUGUGCAACCAGGGAUGGAUUUACUGGGGGAGGGGGUGCGUACUCCACCUAGUCCAGGACAGAGGGGAUCGAGGGGUUGCUAUUUUCAUGAUAAAGCAAAACAUUAUUGGAGACAAAUGAGAUGCAGUAAUUUUAGUAAUAACAUGAUGAUAAGCGAACUGUGAACAACAAUUACAAUUCAAAUACAGUAGUCAAGCAAGACUUUACAGUAGUUAAGCAAGUUGAUGGGCGGGCGGCACACAUGACCCACAUAACUCAGCACCAGAGCUGGCAUAGCACACCCCCAUGCUGGAACCACCGCUGUACGCAACAAUGUGUCUACAAGAAAGUAACAGAAUCAAAACGUAGUUGUCGUGCAAUUACCCCAUUGACCAUGUGCAUCUUGAAAAUCGAUAGCGAAUGCACCACCUCUUUCAUACUCCAAAGUAUUUUCCUGGUAUUUUGCAUGUGUGCAGCGUGCACAAUGUAAACCAAGGGUUGGACAAUUGCUCACUUUUCGAUAAGCUUUGUCCUUAAGGUUUUUUCAAUGGUAUACAGCGUAAUAUUUUCUAACCAACAGAUCUGUGAUGCUACCAUUCCAGUAGACACACGUACGACACAGCGUACCUAUUUUUAGGUUAUAGGGUUAAAACAUAUUUUCACGAAUACAUAUUAUAUGCUGUUUAGCUUGAAAUUUUGCAAAGUUCAGCCGAGGGCAUUGUGACAAGCCAAAAAUCAGAAGUAGAUAGUCAACAAAUCAACAGCCAAGAAAGUGUAACUUCGACCAUCACUGUGAGUUCACCUAUAACAAAAAGUCAACAAAUUUAUGAUGACUCUGUUUUUUUUUUAUCCAACAGCUGGUUUAUUCUAAUGCUCCUUCGAUACCUGCAGCCCUUAAGAAUGUAGUUCCCCUGAUUGGUCCAUUACCCAUUUAAUUGAAUGCCAUUUAAUUGAAUGGCAAUUAAAUUUCCGUCUAGUUUUUGCUGAUCUUUAUUCAUUUCUUUUUGGAAAGAAAGCUAAGCUGGCUGAGAAACCGAAACCUUGGCAAAUAUCUCUGUUGCUCGAAGUUAUUUACUAUAUGAAGGAUGGACAUUUGUAAGGGACAUGGUCCUGUCAGUCUUUUGCAAGUGCAAAGGGGGAUGGACACUUGUAAGGGACAUGAUUCUAUCAAUCUUUUGCAAGUGCAAAGAUGUUCAAUUUCUCACACUUUUGAAUCUUCUUGACAAUUAUGUCCCAUUGGUUCUAAGCAUCUACUCAAUUGUCUUCAAGUGCAACAAAUAUGAACUCUUUUUCCAGUCCUUGCUCCAUUGUUGGGUUAUGUUUGUAGUGUUUACAAGACGUCAAUAUAACAAAGCAUUGCUGGUAAUGCUUUCCACAUUCCACAUUCGGAAAGAAAUGCCACUUCUGUGUUCGAAACGGUACGUCAACACUUGGCUGCAUUCGAUGAAUAUUCAGUUGAGAACUUCCACUCAGUGUUAAUUUCAAUCAGUAUUUGUGCCACUUAUAGAAAAUAAUUUAAUUUCAGUUCGAAAAGGAUUAAUAAAUUCCUUUCAAUCAGUAUUUUUGCCACCUAUAAAAAUAAUUUAAUUUUAGUUCGAAAAGGAUUAAUAAAUUUCCAACCUGUUUGGCGAGAAAAUUCUUACCAAUCGAGUGCUCCCGCUAGGGUUCACAUCAAUCGAAAAUCCACCAAACCCAAACAGGUAAAUAGAAAACAAAUGGGGCUUCAGUGGUUGAACAAUUUCAAUUUAACCCAAUGCAAGUACUGCACACUUAAAGUAAUACACAGGCAGACCAAUUGCUGGAAUUGGUGUGCCUGCAAGUAAUUUAAUGCUUUUAAAAAUCUUUAAUUUCAAAAGAGGCAGUAGAUUGGUAGGCAAAUCUUUAAAUAAUAUCCUGUGAUUAUGGUAAACUGUUUUCCAGUCAACAUAAAUCCCCGCCUGCUCAAUAAUUCUAGGAAGUGCAGGGGCCAUCGGGGCAAAGCAGCGUUACAGAGACCAAAGCGAUAUAUUUAUACAGUCCAGCAAUUUUGAAUAUGCAUUGCUGAGAAGUAAAAACUGCCAACUUCUGGGUUGGGGAAGUGGUAAUUUACAUUGACUGUACACUUAUGGGGUGCCAUGAAGUCAGAUGAACAGCUGCCAGUUCCGCUGUCUUAGGACUGCUAAUUCUAAGCCGCAGUCGGAUUCAAAACAUUGUCCAAGAUGUUCUAGAGAUUUUGAGCACUGUUUUAACCUUGCCAUGCACGCAAUCAUAUUUUGGAACAAUUUGAAAGGACGCACUGACUAAUGUAUGCAACAUAAAUAUAAAAAAUAUGAAUCUUACAUUAAAAUUUCCAUCAUAGAAAAUGCGAUUUGCCUACCUGCAAAAAGGUUAAUCCACUUUGGAACGUUUUCCGUGGUUUUGAGCAUUCGUUUCCACAUCGAAUGUAUUCUGCCCAACAUCAGCGAAUAACGCUGUGUUUGCUCCGGCGACUCGCUUUGAAGAGGGCGAAAGCGAUGAAGAAAGUGAGGCAGAGACCCUAACCACGACGACCAACCAGAAGACGAACAGAACGAACCCUCGUGAACAGUUUGUUAGAAAAAAUAUGCCUUUGGCGAAGGUCUGACAUUCCCCUACUUUAGUUUUAACUGGCAACCGGAUAUGCAGGUCUGCGAUACUGUAUCUGUCAGUCAUGGAUCGUUGUGACGCAUUUCCGAUGCGAGAUCAGAUUAGAUAGGUAAUAUUUAAAAACAUAGACUAUAUUUAACAAUUAGUCGCCGAAGGCGAGGUGAUUACAAGCCUAUAUUCACUGAGCCGAAGGCGAGGCGAAUAGAGGCUUGUAAUCACCGAGCCUGAGGCAACUAAUUGUUUUAGCAUAAAUUUCCAGGUGUUUACAAACAAUAAUCCACACAACUUUAUAAAAAUUCACUUCAAAUAAAUUUAUUUUCACUUUGAAUAUAGUUUGUUUACAAAAUUUAAAUCUCAGACACGGCUCUAUGUCGCGUUGCGACUAAGCCAGUUUUUUUCCAAAUAAAAGCACGUAAAGUUUAAUAUUUUACCUUGAAAUAUUUUUAAACCAUAUUUUGUGGCUUGUUUGGAUUUUUUCGGAAUGCUAUCUUCUUUAAUUUUGGCAAUUUCCUCCUCUGUUACUACGCAAAACGAGCAGCCAUUUUGAAAAAAAAGCUAUAGUUACUGACCAGUGACUAUCACUUCAGAGACAGUGAAUCUUGACCAAUCAGAAUGCAGAAAAAUCAAUAGUCACCUGGAAAUUUAUACUAAACUAUAUUAGUCUGUGUUGGCUGUGGUGUGGGGAAAAUAGGUUUAAAUUGCAAAAUCUACGAAUUUAUUAUGUGCGUGUUAAGAUAGUGCAGGUGAGAGUCUACCAUUUUACGCGCGUCGAAACACUGUUAUUCAGACAUAAAUGUUUCGCGUUAUAGAUUGAAUUAAAAAAAUCCCACCGAGGAAAUUAAAGAAAAAAGCACUCUUUAUGAGAAUUUGUCAGUUUUGGAGUAAAAAGUUUAAUAUCGAAUGGCACGGAGGGCGUAGAACAAGGUGUUAUUUUCUUCCUCCUCUUGUUUAUAUCUUUCGAAUUUCGGGCAUUCUGAUUGGUGAAGGACGCAAAAUGUGAACAAACGCGCUGAUUGGCUAACAUUAUUUACCUUUGUUUUCCUAAGUCACACCUGCUAUAAAACAGAACUGGUUAUUGUAUUCCAGUCUAAGCAGAUUUGGAUAAAUGUUAACAUAAACAUUUUUUGAGAAAUCAAGAUACUGGAAUAUAUUUAAACUGACAUUUGAACCAUGCAAAAGAAACAAAAAUGAUUUCGGGCCUUGUUUCUUGUAUAAAACAUUCACGUAAAUCAGUUUUUAUUCCACACUUACAUGUACGCUGCUUGAGAAGUGACUUGUUCAACAAAAGGUGACGAAACGGGGAAGGAAGUGUGAAAAAAAUCAUUGAACCUCUUCAUGAUUUCUGUAUGGACUUCCAUCAAUAGUGUUUGUCCCACAACCCAUUGCUCUCAUCAGACUAAUAUUUAAUUCAAGUUAAUUAUUCUGUUUCUGGGAUCUACAAUCUUCUGACAUAUUUGAUCUUUAAUCCAAACAGGGGCAUGCUGUCAUAUACAGUAGCAUCAUAUGCUACUGUAUAUACCAAAUUCCCAGUUUUCAACCUGAAUUGCUGUGCUUUACAAUUAUAUUUAUAUACAGCCAAUGGACCUUUAACCUUAUAACUAAAAUUUUGAUCUAGACAAGUCUAGACAACAAUUUCAUCACAGCUUGAAAGAGCAUCACAAAAUUAGUAAUAUUCCGAAGUUUCGUUGCGAAAUGUUGUAAAAUGCGGAUAAUAUAGCCUUGCGAAGUUUGCAAUUUUCAGUCAUUUUAGAUUACAAACAGGAAAUUGAUACCCAAACACCCGAUUUGUGUAUCAAUUUCCCGUUUGUAAUCUAAAAUGACUGAAAAUUGCAAACUUCGCAUGGCUAUGUUAUCCGCAUUUUGCAACAUUUCGUAACGAAACUUUGGAAUAUUACUAAUUUUGUGAUGCUCUUUCAAGCUGUGAUGAAAUUUUUGUCUAGAUCAAAAUUUUAGUUAUAAGGUUAACGGUCCAUUCAAAAAAGGUUGUCCUUUGCAAACUCUAAACCUUAAACUCUAAGCGCGCAAGGCUUAAUUGGAGCACACGUUUCAAGCUUAGCAGUUGAAUAUUGCAGCUAUAUGUGAAUGAAUUGUUCUCGUAAGGAAAUAUUUACCAGGUCUCUAAGAAAUGGGCCCAUAUAUAUUAUUUUAAAACUGAUCAAAUGAUGCUCCCAUUAUGCUUUGCACGCUUAGAGUUUAAGGUUUAGAUUUUAAGGUUUCCAAAGGACAACCUUUUUUGAAUUAGCUGCAUAUAGAUAUAUUAGAUAAAUUACAAUGUAAUGAUAAUUGUACAAGCACAUUGUUUACUUAAAUCGAUUCUUAUAUAUCCUUGUAACAGCUCUCCAGAUUGACCACAUUGUGAUCAUGUCUGUCGCGUGUGUAGAACUUUCUCCUUUCACACUUUCAGCAUUUAAUUUCCUAAAUAGAAUUUUAAAUUCAUCCUUCCGUGCUCUGAAAUAUCUGGAAAGGUUUAUGCUCUUCACCGCUACCGAAAUAGCGCACACGUUUCUGGAAAUUUGCAAGACAUUUUCCACUAACUCUAGUGCCACUUCGGGAUCAUUACACUGCAAUAUAUUGACCUUUGGCAUAAAGUACAUUGGAAGACUUUGCAUUCUCAAGACCUCUGCUAACUCCUCAAGUAAUGUGACAAGAUGAUGAACCAAAGUUUCUUCAGUCCAAGAUUCUUGUGAGGUUUUCUCAAAAUGCCAAAAUGCGAUGGUUUUCAAAUGAUAACUUGAUAUAAUCUCUUUGAGAUUUUGGCCCCAGGUAUUUUGAUGAUAUUUCACUACCGCUUUGGAAGCUUUUAAUACUUUGUGCUGUAAUGGGGAAAGUGUUUGGAUUAGCAUAGUUUCAGCGCAGGAAAAAGACAAACGAAAUUCUCCAUCUGGUGAGCUCUUUGGGACAAUGUGAAAUCCACCUUUGGUGAUUUUCUCCACCGAAUGUAUUUCUGGCCAAAGUCGUUCUCGUGUGAUCCAUUCCCGUGCACACGAUGGCCACCCUUCGCAAAAUAUGGACAACACAAUAUCAGUGGAAGGGACUAUCUUAUAGUGUAUAUCAUACAUCCCCAUCACCGCUGCCUCCAAAAUGUUAGAAAAUGUAUUUUCGUUUAUUGGUUCACCAAAUUCCAGAAAUCCGUCCGUGAAACAAGCUGUGUAAGAUUUGGCUGGUUUGGGUUUUCUUAUGGUUAUUGCCGCGCCUUCCGUAAGUUUUUCGCGUUUUUCCUCUCCAAAGUUACCUGUAUAGCAAUAAAGUUUUCCAAUAUAUUCGCAGUUUUCUUGUAGUUUUUCUUUUAAUUUCCUCGAAGACAAUUGCUGUCUAUUUUUAGAGUGAACUUCGUCUGCGAGGUAGUCGCUCCACAUCUUUAGCUUCUCUUUGUCUGUAAUAAACGCGUGAACAAAAGGCGUAUCUUCCCUUAAAAGCAAGCAACCUUGUACCUGAUCUUCUUGAGAAAAUGAAAUAUUCUUCAACACAGACAUGAAGUCCAUAUCUGGCAGUUCCAUGGAACAGUGUUCACCAUACAAGAAAAGACCUUCUCCCCAACUUCCAGACAGGAAUGUUUCACCAACUUCAAAUGGUGGCUCUUUAUCAAAGUAACAAUCGAUAUUUGUUUUGAAGGAACUGAACCGUUCAACUUGUCGUUUUGAAAUAUGAAGUUGCUUGACCAAUUCUGCGUACAAGGUUGCACAAGCGUCGUUUUCCAGGUGUCCAAUGAGACUAGUCCAUAAAUCAGCCACUGAUCGCACACCUACAGGUGGAAUCCAUACUUCAAGUAAGGUAGUCCUAAGUUCUGAAUAAUUGGUUUCAGCCAUUUUUUAGUGAUAAGCUGUUUUAGUGAUAAAGUCAUUGAUCUUAAGACACAGUUCUCAUUUCUCGCCUAUUGGCCUGCCAAACGAAAUCAGUUAGUACAACUGUGUGGAUGAAGACAGGCAAAUAGCACUAAAUAAGCACUACAGUACCGCACCAGGGACACCAAGCACCACAUUGGCAUGUUAGCAAGCGUUACCAAAAUCAUUAAAUAUAAAUCUUAUCAAAACGAAAACGAACGUAAAUUCAUUUGGAUAUUAAGCGAAAGUAGCUAUAUGUCUUUUCAAAACAAAAACGAACUUAAAGUCAUGUUAAGCGUCUUUUGAACAGUAGAUCUUAGGGGGGAAAUGCUCUUUUGUAGGUUGUAUCUUAAAAUUUCGGGGACUAUGUCCCAAUCCCCUUUAUCUUGGUGCAUGGAGUCUGCUACGCCAUUUUCAAAUCUCUCAAUUCAUUACGAACAGCUACUAUUACCUUAAAUAUCUGGCAAACUCUCUGAAAAUAUAAUAUAAGAUAAAAGAUACACCAAUGUAUUCAUGCUAUAUGUAUUUAUGUUAAAAAACUAUUAUAAUUAAUUAUGAUUAAACAAUUUUGGAGGAAAAGUGGGUCAAUUAUUUUCUAAUUAUGUGCCUUAAGUUUACUUUUGAUUUCUCUUACUGGUUAAAUUUCAAUAUUCAUGCUAUAUGUAUUUAUGUUAAAAAACUAUUAUAAUUAAUUAUGAUUAAACAAUUUGGGAGCUAGGAAAAGUGUGUCAAUUAUUUUCUAAUUAUGCAUGGCCUCAAGUUUACUUUUGAUUUCUCUUACUGGUUAAAUUCCAAUAUUUCGAUUUCUCUUACUGGUCAAAUUCCAAUUACAUGAGCUUGUCAGUAAAUAUAAAAGCGACCACGUGACAAUCAGAUGUAUAGUUUAAUAGUUUAAUAAAAUUCUUUAUUCACGGUAGCCUAUAUAUUCAGUUAAACAAUAAUACAUCUGCUACGCCAUUUUCAAAUUUCUCAAUUCAUUACAAACAGCUACUAUUACCUUAAUUUAUUAAAUAUCCAUAUCUGGCAAACUCUCUGAAAAUAUAAGGUAAAAGAUACACCAAUGUAUUCGUGCUAUAUAUGUAUUUAUGUUAAAAAAACUAUUAUAUUAAUUAAUUAUGAUUAAACAAUUUGUGAGGAAAAGUGUGUCAAUUAUUUUCUAAUUAUGUGCCUCAAGUUUACUUUUGAUUUCUCUUACUGGUGAAAUUCCCAUAUUUUGAUUUCUCUUACUGGUCAAAUUCUAAUUACAUUAGCUUGCCAGUAAAUAUAAAAGCGAGCACGUGACAAUCAGAUGUAUAAUUCAUAAUAGUUUAAUAAAAUUCUUUACACACGGUAGCCUAUUCAGUUAAACAAUAAUAUAUACAGGCAUUCAGUUAAACAAUAUUAUUAUAUAUCAAUAGUCAAAGUCGCAUUUUUCUAGUGUUUUAUUGGUUGAGAGCAUAUCACAUGAGAGUGACGAAAUUAGGCUGUCUCCCUCGCAACAGCGCGAGAGGGAGAUAAUACGUUAUCGACCGGCGAAUAACAAAAAAAAUCACGUGCGCCAUCACGUGAAGAUGCGACCUUUGGACAUGCCUAGUACGUAAUUAAAACUUUCGCUUUAAGUAACUGCAGUGUAGCCAGUGUUUAAAUUAAUAUAACGUUUUAACAAUAAAAUAUUUCAUGUAUUUACGUUCAUUUGUUCUUUAAUUUGUUGUUUCUUUGACUAUUGAUAUAUAAUAAAACACUUAUUUACUGAGACCUCGGGAAAGCAGUGUGUUUUGUGGACCCUCGACCGUCGAUGUUUCCCUCGGCUUCGCCUCGGGAAACAUCGACGGUCUCAGGUCCACAAAACACACUGUUUCCCUCGGUCUCAGUAAAUAAGUGAUAAAUAUAUACAUGCAACACUGGUUUUUAAAGGGCCGUGUGCACACUCUUUAUAUGAAUUACUAAUAAAUAAAUUACUAAUGAAAAUAUAAUUAUGCUGCAGACUUACCUUACAAUAUUAUUUAGUGCAUGUAAAUGACGUUUGAAAGAAAAUAUUGAUUUCUGCUCUACAUUAUGCUUACUUCACUAGAUAGUUUCGUUCCAUGAUUUUUCAGAAAAUUUGUUUUAGGUUUUAGUAUCAAUUUAGUAUUGUUGCUUCUCGGAGAAUAGUUAUUGUUUUCACAUUUGGUAAAUAGUUCUGCAAGAUAAUUUGGUAACCUGGUAGUUAGAGCUUUAAAUGUCAUUAUCAUUUCUUGAUUUGUUAAAGAUUGCUCAAUUGCAUGGUGUCCAAUUAAGAUUUUGCAAUAUUCUUUGCAUGGAACGAACAUCGUAAGUGUCUCCAGUGAUCACUCGCGCAGCUCUCCUUUGUAGCUUCGAUAGCUUAUCAAUAACAGAACAGGAUCCAUCGUUCCAAAUUGUUGAGCAAUAAUUAAAGUGGCCUAGUGGGGCAAAACAAAGGCAUUGUACAUUUUUAUUAACCCUUGGAAGAAAUCGUUUUGAUCUUAUAUUAGAUAAUAUUAGAUCUAAAUAAUACUAAUAUCAUUUUAUUCAAUUUACUCGAUUCUGAUUGGUUAAAACCGUGCCGAUUAAACAUUAAUAUACGCACAGUGUGCGUAUUAAAACCUGGGUUCACACUAGCAAUUCUGUCGGCGAUUUUUGUCCUCCUGGCAAAUGUGAUCGACUGAAUGACAUGCAAAAGAUUUAGAAUUGUUUACUUCUGAAAAGCGACUCUAUACUUUUGUGUGCGAGUUCACUCAUUUGCAUCCGUCAGAAACACAAAAUCACCGACAAAAUUGCCAGGCUUAAAAAUUAAUCGGCACGGAUACGCGAGGCCGCGUGGAUUAAACAAAAUGUCAAAAUCAAAAUAAACAAAUUGAAAAUGUACAUUUUCUGAGCUCUUAUUUUACAUGAACAAUGAGCUCUUAUUUGUGCUUUCAUAACGAUUAUAGACUAUAAAAUAAAGAUUAUUCACAUUUUUUACAGGUAUGAAUUGAAAAUUAAUGUCAUUAAAUGCUCUCAAAAUUGACAGGCCUUAAAAGACCGUUUACAGGGCCGUCUGACAAAAUGUCCGGUGACGUUGAGUUUGGGUCGGACAUAUGUCCGAUGACCUUCAGUUCAGUUUUGACUCGGAAAUAAGUGUGAAUGCAUGACACAAAUGAAUAUCAGCAUAAUGUAUUCAUUCUGAACGGUAAAUGUUGUGAAGAUAUUAAAUAAUUUGUUUCUUUCAUACUUAUUUCCAAGCCAAAAUUAACUUGGUUUCCAGAACAGCAGUAAGAGUUCGACAACUUAAGCCCGUUUUCCACCUCACCAUUUCGCUUGCCGCCCCGCGCUUGACUACGUUAAAACAACAUUUCCAGUUCACCUUUUAUACAAUAGUACUCUGAUUUUCCAUCUAACAUACAAGCCUCUAUUCCUGGGCUAGGGUACAUUUUGAUUUACGUUGGACAAAGCUACAGUUCGGUUGGACACAAAUACACUCGGGUCGGACAAACAACAAACCUCAGUUUCACUUAGGUCGGACAGAAUGUCCGGUGGUUUCCUCUCUACGUCGGACAAUUUCACGAAUGGGUCGGACAAUGUCCGUGACCGACCGAUAUUUUAAGGCCUGUAUAAUUGACCACAAAGGCGCGUAUAUGCAUGGCUGUGCUCGCGCUUGAAUACAUAAAAUACAAUUUUUCUAAUUAUCAUUGAUUGCUUGUGUAAAAUUGACUAUAAAAUGAUAUUAAUACUUGUGGGAAAUUAUACUUGUUCUCAAAGUAUUAAUGAUAAAUCACACUUGUAUUUGGCGAAAUAUUUAUAAUACCGCUCGUGCUACGCAAUCGCGGUAUUAUAAAUAUUUCGCCAAACACGCGUGCGAUUUUUCAUUAAUACUUCGAGAACCGUGUAAUUUCCUAUACAAAUAUACGGAAAACUACAGCAAUUGCAAGUAAUGGCUACGGGGAGAAAUAAAAGUACUCUUAAUGUCUGCUUUUAUCAGGCAAAAACAGAUAGGAAUGUGCAGCAUAACAUUGCCAAUGACAGCACACCGAUGCUCACCAAACCUUGUCCUCAAAAAUCUUCCCAUUUCCUUAGUGUGUAGAUGAGAUGGAAUUAGGAGGUGCACGUGAAUUGGUGCUAUUUGAUAUGGUACGUAGAUUUAGGUGCCGAAAUUAGAGGGUCUCAGAGAGAGGUGGAUAGCCGCGUUGGACAUAAAAGUCUCUCAUUUCCAGACUGUUAGCUUAGAAGUCCUAAUCUUCACUGAAAAUGCAGCGAAGAUGAAGGAACUGAGAGAAGGGAAUCGACCUUUUGGCGUGGUGGGGGUGGCAAGGAAACUAGAAGAUAGCUGUGGGGGGAGUCAGUGGGCUUAUACAAAACAGGGGUAACUAUAGUUUAUUGCCAUUGAUUAACACAAGGACAUCUGACAUUGAAACACUGGUCUCACUGAUCUCCCGUGUGAACUGGAGUGCUGUAUGGAAGUUAUUAAUGAAGUUAAUGAAACGCUUCAACUCGGCACAAGAACAUAAUGCUGUGACAAAAUUAAUAAAACGCUCCAAUUCGACACAAUGAUAUGAUGUUGCGCGAACACAGUGGAGGCAAUGGGUCUAUACCUGCGUUGGUACCAACAUCCCUUUCCGACCCGCUCUGAAACGCAACUUCCUGCUCUGAAAUGCCACUGCCCGCUCUGACUUUCGCGCCGAAAACCGAGGAGUAAAUCAAUUUUUAAACUAAAAAAUCUGCCCAAAAAGUUGAAAAACGUAGCUAACAAUAGUCAGAAUACGAAAAUGAAUUGCACCAAGCCCUAAAGACUUCAUACUAAGCACGAUAUGCAACAUCAGAAUUGACAAUAUUUUGCCGGAAGAAAUGGGACUAAAGGUCAGAAUGUGUAAGACAUACGUCGAGAAAGCUAUAGAGUGUUUGCACAUGACGUCACAGCUGCCACGACAUACCUUCUUCAUUAUCCUUUUGUAGAAAAGCGUUGAUUUAAAUAAAAACAGAUUCAUUUAUAUGUGUGAACAUGAACCUGUCGUUGUCGAAGCAACUGAAUUUGUCAAAGCCGAAACGCCAGGCUUAUUUUUAUUCCAAUGUUUUUCUGCUAUCAUAUUAUACAUUUUUACUGAAACUAUAUAUGUCUUUUUGUGUGUUUCUUGCCAGCUACGCUUUAAUGCCACAACCGCAUGCACUGAUCUCAAAUUAGUUCGCAUGUAACACUGGAAUUUUAAUGAAUUUAAUUUUACAUCUGCAUGCUAAAAAAUAGAAACGUUAUUUACCGCACAGUUAUUUUCAUCCAGACCGACGCUGCCCCACGGUCUUGAGGUUUACCUCGCAGCCGGUAAAUAACAUAUUAUGUCUGUGUUUCUGUCUUGCACUUCAAAGGUUUCAAUUUAGCUCGGGGAAUCAGCGUUUUGUGAGGCGACAUUCACACCAGAGUUACGAAAUGUCUGCUAAUUUGGGAAACGUCUUAACUCGGGUCUAAAAUUAUUGAACUCCAUCGGAUAGCAGCCAUUUCAUUUUUACUAUAAUUAAUUAAGGCCGUCGCACAACAGCCAUUUCAUUUUCACUUGGCUGAACUAAUGUUCUGUCACACCAGCAAUUUAUUUUUACUUAAGUUAACUAAUAACACGUGCACCAGUUGUUUCCUUUUAAUUUUACUUCACUUAUGCCAUCACGCAGUAGCCAUUUCACGUGAUUUAACUAAUGCCGUCAAUCAAAGAUUCCUUGCUCCUUUAACUAAUGACGUCACACAGCAACCAUUUCAUUCAAUCCUAACCUAAUUUAUGAUGCGUUUACUUUACUUAUGAAUAAACCCAGGGAACCUAAUUAUAGUUAGUAGUUUUAUUUGACAAUGACCAUGGGAAAGAGACGAAGUACAACCUGUAUUUUUUUAUCUUGUUUCUACUGAGUCGUAUUUUUACUAACUUACAAGUUUUAAUUUUCAGAAUAUGCUUCUUCCUAUAUUUCACAUAGCCACACCCCUUCAUGGUCACAGCACUUUUGCUUGGGAGUAUGUUAUUUAUUUUAUAACUGGCAAGAACAUAUUCACUAUAUUUUGCUAUAUUUUCUAGGCUCAUUAAGACGACAUGCAAAAAGUCAUGAAGAGAGGACUCGGUAUGGCUGUUCUGAAUGUGACAAGUCUUUCACUCAACUGGGAAACGUACUGAGACACCAGAGGAAUCAUACAGGAGAUAAUCCUUACAAAUGUAUGCAUUGUGACAAGACAUUCACCAGGUAAGUUCAUUAAUUCACUAAGAGGCUAUUUCACGCAAAUGUAAAUCCCAUUUUGUAAAUCCCAUAUUAUAGUAAGAUUCAUAACUGUAUACAUACAAUAUUUACCGGCAUAGCCACUGUAGAAUUUAACAUGUUGGAUUUUAUAGGUUGGUUGAAUUUAAUAGGUUCUAUUUUUUCAACUGUUGCCCAUGCAAUACUUCAUUUAUUCGAAAACGCAUACCUAUAUAUGACAUCUGAAUCUCAGCAAAUCAAUCUUUGUAGGGUUUUGUAGCGGUUAUACGUCGUACUCCCAUGUUGUAACUCCCAUUAGUUGGCGAUUAGCCAUUUCCCAAAGUCCUGGGUCUAGUCGCGCAAAUCCCAUGUUGGAGGGCCAAGAAAUAUGGCAGCACACAUUUAAAUUAAAAGUUUAAUGUAAAAAGGAGAUAUUUCAUUUUUGGUCGUCUAAAGAGUUGAUAUUUGAUAGUAGAUUGUUCUACUCUUUCACAUGUUUGACGCCUGUCACCGUAUAUUUUGUCCCUCCAAACGAUCCCAGAAUGCACUGUGAUCUCUUUUGAUAAAAGGCUAAUUGGACAACGCUAUCCCCGACAGGACUUGUUAUCAGUCUUCAGAUCGUUGAACGAAAUUCUGGAGCUCACAAUUGUUAAAAUAAAUUCAUUAGAUUGUCGAUUUCAUUUCGCUUUUAUACAAUACGCGGUUCCCAAGUUUUGUUGUUAAUAUUCCCAACGUUGGCGUAUAGAACUUGCAAAGCUUCUGAAGUAAAGUAAAUGCUUUAAUAAUUGCCAUAUUAGCAAAAUGUUGUAACUUAUGAGUUUAUGUUCAGUACUUUAGUAAACAACUUUCAAAACAGUUUUACAUUGAAUAACGCUCUAACCAAAUGAGAUACAGAGUCCAAAUCGCACCGAAUCGCAGGGCUGCAGGUUUGAUCCCUUCCAGAGGGCCUAUUUUUUCGUGUAGCUGCAUGCUCCUGCAUUUUUCGUGUAGCUACAUGCUCCUGGUUAGGUAUAUAUUGUAUAAAUGUAUAAAAUUUACACUCGAAAUUCCAUCUACAAAAUUCUUCAGCAUUAGUCCAAUCGAGUGCAUGAGAUGCCCAACAAGUGAAUAAUUAUCUGGGUUUUUUUUAGAAUGGAUGCAAUGAAGUUGCACCAGAAAUCUCACUCUAAUGAGGAGGCAAAUGCCCGGUCAGGUUCUACAAUAAACAUUACCGGAGAACAAGAACUUAACUGUCAAGUUUGUGGUCAACAGUUUGAAAAAAUGCCAUUGCUAAAGAAACACUUGAAAUCACACGAAGGAGUGAAGGUGAAAGCGUUCCAGUGUAGCGUGUGCGAGAAAUUCUUUGAUGUGGAAAGCGCAGUUAUUGUUCAUAAACGAACACAUACUGGAGAAAAACCUCACGCAUGUGACCAAUGUGAUAGGACGUUUUCACAAAUGGGAAAUUUGAACCGGCAUAAAAUUACCCAUACGGAUGUAAAACCUUUUCAAUGUGAAACCUGCGAAAAGACGUUUAACAGAAUGGACCUUCUCAAGACUCACAAAAAAACCCAUGUUAUGAUAGAAAGUGGAUUUCCGUGUAACUUAUGUGCUGAGGUAUACUCCCUGAAGAAUGAUUUAAAAUCUCAUAAAAAAAUUGCUCAUCCAGUUCUUCGCUGCAAGACAUGUAAGUCGAAGUUUUCAGAUGCGGUGCAGUUUGAUAAGCAUUUAAAAACUCACCGCAGGGAUAACCCGUAUAAGUGUAACAUUUGUGAAAUGUGUUAUUCUGAUGCGCAAAGUCUAGUGAAUCAUAUAGCAGGCCAUGCUAAGAAGGAACACAAGUGUGAUAUUUGUGGUAGAAUUUUUGGCCAGUUGGGAUCGAUGAAACAACAUAUGAGAAAACACACUGGCGAACGACCUUACGUGUGCGAUAUUUGUGGCGUCAGUUUUAGCCAAGUAGGAAACAUGCGUCGACAUAAGAAAAACCAUAAUGAUAUCAGACCAUAUAAAUGUCCUUUCUGCCCAAAGACAUUUAAGCGCAAGGAUUUAAUGAAAACUCACGAGCAAGUACAUUUACCUAAAAGUUCCCGAGGUAGAAAACGGACGAUUUUGGAUUUUGAAACAACUCAAACUCGUCAAACCAGUCAGAGUGGUCUAACAACUGAAGCAAAUCAAGUUGGUGAAGCGACCCAGACUGGUCCCAUGAUUCAAAGUGAAAACACUGAUCAGGAUGGCGAAGCAAGCCAAACUGGUCAGACCGGUGAAACGAGUCAAACGGCCGAAACAGCUCUUAUUGGUGAAGCAGGUCAGGCCGGUCCUAACGUUCAGAAUGAUGAUAUGAGUCAAUCUGGUGAAACUGGCCAAUCUCAUCAAACUAGUCAGACUGCUGGAAUUAGUGAAACGGGUGAAUCAAGUCGUGUUGGUGAAAGGAGUCAAAUUGUUCACAUCAUUCAGACUGGUGAUAUGGAUCAGACCGGUGAAACUGAUCAAACGCAUCCAGUUGGUGAAACAAGUCAUACGAGUUUGCAGACAGGUGAAACGAGUCAAAAUGGUGCAACUGAAACGAAUCAAACUUCGCGAACUAGUGAAACAGGUGAGAUGAAUCAAAUUGCCCAAACAAGUGAAAGUGGACAAAUAUUGUAUCACUGUCUGCAAUGUGGCGAGAAAUGUAAUGAUGCGAGUACUUUGGCUGAACACGUGAAAACACAUGACGUUCUGUUACAAGGAAGCCCAGUACGGGGUACUAGCCGAAGUGCAGCUACACCACAAUCCCCUGUCAGCGGGAGCGUGAAUUCUGCAGUUAGUCCCCGAAAGAAGACACAUACUUGUGACAUUUGCAACAAAAGCUUUGAUCAGCAAAGUGCCUUAGUAACUCACAAAAGAACCCAUACUGGAGAGAAGCCUUUUGCCUGUGACCAGUGUGAGUUGAAGUUUGCCCAACGCGGAAACUUAAUCAGACAUCAGAGAAAGCAUAGCGGAGUCAAGCCUUUUAAAUGUCAGAUAUGUAACAAGGAAUUCGAUCGCAAAGAUUUCCUAAAGUUGCAUGAGACUAAGUGUACCACUGCUGUGUUAUCUGAAUCAGAUAAACUUAUAAAGUAAAUAUCUUAAACCUUCCAUUAUAAACUUAGGCUUAUAUAUAUGCAUGCCUUCAAAAUGGUAAUUUCACAAAUGGGAUUUUACUGUAUAUAGUACAUGUAUAUAUGGUUGGGAUUAUGCGUAUUUCGUAUGACCUAUUUUAACAGACAUCGCGUAAGCUUUGUGACAUUUUCAUUCACAAUGAUGAAAACCAACAUUUCCCAAUUGUUAAGGCCCAGUUGAAUGACAGCUAGCUUUUUAACCCAAUUUACAAUGUGAAAGCCAACAUUACUGUACAUGUCCUAUAGGUAAGAUUUGUUUCAGUCUAUUUGGGUUUAAAUUAUCCCAGUUGAACAUGUUUUCCAGCAACAUAUUUGAAAGUGCGCGCAUGUCUCCUUGUAUAACGAUUCCAAAUUGACCUGGAUUGAUAUUAAUAUUAAUAAUUACCCUGGUUCCAGAGGUUCUUGUGCCACCGUAUUAUAAAUUACGUAAUUUGUACGAAGGAAUGGCGCCAACCUCUGGUGGCACGCAAUGAGAAUCUCACUUCCAUGCUGAGUUGUCGUUUAAGAACUUGCAAAACUGGUUUUAUAUUUUUUGAGUUGUUUAAACUUCCGGGUUGUCAUACUACGGCAAACCAUCAAAGAGAGCUAUUCUGGUGUUUUGGCAGCCUUGUGUAUUAAAAGUAUUAAAAAUAGCAGCCUAAACAACUCCUUAGAAACAUGUAGAUUAUUCUCGCAACGUGCUGUAUAUAAAAUCCAAACGUCAAACGGAGGAUAUGGUUAUCCUUGAAGGACAACGGGAAAAUAUUGGCAAAAUAAAUCGUAUUAAUAACUAUUAAAGUAAAAAAAAUACCAAAAUUUAAAACCUUGAACGAGCGUAUUAAGCAACCUUUAUAUUUUACAAAUAUUACUCUAAUAGAGUGAACAUGUCAUGCCGUCAACAUAAGUCAUGCCGCGAUGGCAGGUCUUCUCCAGCGCAGAAGAUUUUUUAAGCAGUGAGUUCAUAUCUCAGAGGUUCGUAGCGGAACAAACUACGUUACUCUCAAAUAACCCAUACUAAAAGUUAUGCAUUUUCUAAAUACGUUUAAUUAAUACAUGUACAUAUUUCUGUAUUUUGUUCACAUUAUGUUCUCUGAGAUUUAUAAACGGUUUUUUUAGCCAAUCACUUCAUGUGACUGCUAAUCAUAACUAACCAAUCAUGUGCUUGGUACAAAUUUUGUACCAAAGGAAGUGAUAUUUAUAUCGCGUGCCACCAGAGGUUCUCUUUGCCUCGCGUGAAAUAAAUACGAGAGAGUUUGAGCAAGAGAACAAAGUCGGACGACGACGACGUGGUUGACAAUCUUUGCCUGUCUUGCACAUUAUCUUGCGCAUUCUGAGUUUAGGGUCAGGGGUGAAGACAGAUUAGAGAUUCACGUCUAGCUGUUUAUGAAUGCGGACCCAAAUCCUUACCCUGAUCAGGACAAAACAGCGAGACAUGAAUCCAUAUCCCGGUCUUCGUUCUUCUGCCUUCGUUCACAACGAAUAUUUUGGCAAAAUUCGUUGUGAACUUCGUUCCGAACGAAGGCAGGAGGACAAAGACGGGAUAUAGUUUCAUGUCUCUCUGUUUUUUUCUGGGUCAGGCCAUAAAUUAGGGUCAGUAUUCAUAAACAGCGACACAUGGGAAGUCACGCUGAGCAACCACCAGUGACGUCCAGUUCAGUUUGCGCAAGAUAAUCAUAAAGUGCAGGCAGCAAAAAUUGUCAAGUACGCCUUCGUCUUCGUACUUCGUUGUCUUGCUCAAACUCUCUCGUGGACGAGAAUACGGCGGAAGAUACGAGAACCUCUAGCAACGAGGGUAAUUAAUAAUUCGAUUUUAUAUAAUUGUUUUAAUAUAUUGUUAGUAUAUGUAUAAAUAGGAUGGUUAAGUGCAAUUUGGAAAAAGUGCAUGGACGAGUGAGCUUUUCAAAGACUUUCACGAACGUAUACUUUUCCCAGUUGUGCAAGAAACCAUGCUAUUACUUAGUAAUAUACAUGGAAUUACACUCUUAUAUAUAGAUACACCUGCGUACUCACCCAGGUUAUUUGAGCAUUGUUUUCAUUGUAGGCAAACCUUUCAAGUCUUAAGCGUUCCUUGUAUUUAAAGUUUGUAUUCAUUGGCGUAUACAGUUUUCAAUUAAGAGUGUCAAUCUGCCGUCAUGUUGCUUUUCCUUGUCUUGAAUUUUCAUGGUUGGCAAAUAUUCGAAAAUAUACGUGAUACUAUUGCCAUGCAUUGGCAACAUAUUUCCAAGCAUUACGUGAUACUAUGGCCAUGCAUUGGCAACAUAUAUCCAGGCAUUGGCAACAUAUAUCCAAGCAUAUAUCCAAGAACAAAUUUAACUUGAAAGUGCUCAACGUAAUAACGCGUCUGUGUAAGGUCACCCGUAGACGUAGUCAUAUAGAGUGGAUGUGAAUAUGAAUAUAGACUUGUAGUGUAAACUAUUUCUAGUGUCUGUAUCCUUUCCCAUUUUGACCGUAAUUAUUAC